Cololabis saira (Pacific saury) is the source of this 5607-nucleotide messenger RNA. RefSeq names its product ADP-ribosylation factor-like protein 8A. The transcript is spliced from 7 exons. Bases 287 to 850 code for a protein of 187 amino acids. The record is from RefSeq and is a predicted model, not a curated record. Gene Ontology annotation, biological process: protein transport; anterograde axonal transport. Gene Ontology annotation, cellular component: lysosomal membrane. Gene Ontology annotation, molecular function: GTPase activity; GTP binding. NCBI's taxonomy places the organism in Eukaryota, Metazoa, Chordata, Actinopteri, Beloniformes, Belonidae.
UCGCCGGAUGUGCUUUGACGUGUCGUCGUCUGGUGACAGCUGGGAGGAAAAGCGCAGCUAGUAAACAUCACGAAAAAACAGGAUCCGCCGGACAAACAGCGGCUCCCGACCGUCGCCCUCUGCUCGCCCGAAGCCGUCGGCGUCCCCGCGUGUCCCCGCCGCCGGUCCCGGCUGUGGUAGCCGCCGCCAGUCCGCCUUAAAGCAGCAGCAGCAGCGCCGGGGCGUCAGCCAGCUAGCCCGCUAGCCUAGCCUUACACCGCAGCCAGACACACACACACACACAGACAUGAUAGCGCUCAUCAACAAGCUGCUGGACUGGUUCAAGGCGCUCUUCUGGAAGGAGGAGAUGGAGCUCACCCUGGUGGGGCUGCAGUACUCCGGGAAGACCACCUUCGUCAACGUGAUAGCGUCUGGCCAGUUCAGCGAGGACAUGAUUCCCACGGUGGGCUUCAACAUGAGGAAGAUCACGAAGGGCAACGUCACCAUCAAGCUGUGGGACAUCGGGGGUCAGCCUCGCUUCAGGAGCAUGUGGGAGCGUUACUGUCGAGGGGUCAGCGCCAUCGUAUACAUGGUGGACGCCGCAGAUCCAGAGAAGAUCGAGGCCUCCAAGAACGAACUCCACAACCUGCUGGACAAGCCGCAGCUGCAGGGCAUUCCCGUUUUGGUUCUGGGGAAUAAGAGGGAUCUCCCAGGAGCUCUGGAUGAGAAGGAGCUCAUCGAGAGGAUGAACCUGUCGGCCAUUCAGGACAGAGAGAUCUGCUGCUACUCCAUCUCCUGCAAGGAGAAAGACAACAUCGACAUCACCCUCCAGUGGUUGAUCCAACACUCCAAGACUAAGAGGAGUUCCUGAGGAAUGACGCGACCAACACACAACGGCCAAGUCCCCCAACUCUGACCCCUCCCCCCCAAAACUAACACCCAUCCCACCCCCCACCCGCACCCGAGGAUGCACCGAUACCUGCAGCUUUAGCUCGAACAUGAUGGAAAACCAAAUUAAAGACGCUCUCUGAUUGGCCACCACAAAAGUCUGCGUUGGCGCUGAGGUGGAGGAGAAAACGGAGCAGAGCUGACAACGUCCCGCCUCCUGGAGAGGUCGGAGGGCAUUCUGGGUGGAGCUGCUGACACCCACGCGUCUUAUCCUGCAACCAUGCCUCCACAGUUACAGCGGUGGCGUUGCGGUCGCGUCCUGAGGUUCGGGGAAGGUGUCAUCAGCUCCUCCCGGAGGAAACGCGUUACCAACCCGUGUUGAGUCUUGACGAGAGCUCGUGGCCGUGACCGAUGGAUCGGCGAGGUUCUGCUGGGCUCGCCGGUGGAACCGUCGGCCCGCUGCAGCAGACGUAUCGGUGCAUCCUCACUCAUCCACUCAACAGGACGUCAGCUCGUCUUCUCACACCAUCAUGUCUUCGUGGAUUUGUAAUCAUCACUACAACCCGCUCCGACGAGAGGAGGGACGCUUUAACUUCCACUAACGAUUGCGAAGACACCCAUGAUGCAUCAUCAGCCAGUCAGCUGACGCCUGUUGCGUGGAUCUGUCCCAUGAUCCUCCUCUCCCACCCCGUCACAACCUGUCAUCAUUUCUCCUCCCUGGCUUUUUAUUCAUCCCUCUCUACCUCCGCAUCACGCACCCCUCCAUCAUCGCACAUUUUUAUCCUCCUCAGAAUCUCCUCUUCCUCUUUCGUCUGUUCUUCUUCUCCUGUUUCCUGUUUCCCUUCCCUCAUCUCUUAUUUUUGAUGUCUGUUCUCCCCUCCCCUGAUGCCAAGCCCCGCCCCUCGCCGUCUCUUUCUCCUGCCGAGCGAGGGAUUAAAAACCUUUUUAUUGCACUGUUGAUUUUGGUUUUGUAAGAUAUUAAUAAUGAGAAUAAUGUUAAUAAUCUUGGUAUUGUGACAUAACCUGAUCUGUCCAGACUCGAGGAGGUGGUACUUUAACAGAAGGACAAUGUUACCGUUUCUGUUCAUAUUUCUGUAAUAAGCUUUUUAUUUGUGUUUGUUUUAUAUUGUUGUUUUUUAUUGUUGUUUUUUGACUUCAUAAGUCUACUUUGGUUAUCUAACCAGAGUUCAGUGUUUUGUGCUCUGAGCUGUCUGCUGAUUGGACCAGGGGUGUCAUGUGACCUCAUGCAACUUUUGCAUCAUGUUGGGAAAACUAAAGCCUUGUAACCGCAUGUUACAUUUUUAAUUUAAAGUUGAUUAAUUUAAAGUAUUCCCUGCAUUUGUUUUUCUUCUUUUUUUCACUAUUCAUGGCACUAAAUUCCUCUAAACUGUCUUAAAUCUGGACUGUACCGCUAAACAGGAUAACGGACCCAUUUAAACCCAAACACUUGGAUCUUAAUCUUUGGGAAUCUGAAGAAAAUGUUAAAUUCUCCAUAAACUAGUAACAGUGUGGCGCUGGGGGGGCCGCCUGCCCCCCAAACCAAAGCUGCCGUUACCAGAUGCGACUUUCCUACUGCAUGCACUAAUGUGACACGACUUCCUGUUGCUGCUGGAGGGUUAUGAUUGACUCUUUCUGUCACACUAAUUAAACACGUGACGCUCCUCGUUAGCAGUUAGUUGUUACUUAUUCUCUAAAUAAUUUAAACCAAAAAUACCUUGGUCUUCAAAUUGAAUAAAUGCAUAUUGUCAUGCUUUCCCCAGGUUAUUAAAUAAUGCCGCUUCAUUGCUCAACACUCAAACUUUAUUGAAACGUUCCCCAGAACUUUAAAAGAACUCGCUUCUGAUCCAAAGAGACGUUUGGAAAGUUUUGAAGUUGUGAAGUUGUUCCUGAAGUAGCGUCGUAUAAUCUGAACAAAUCGCUCCAACCAAUCACUGACGGGGGGUGGGUCAUGAUGGGGGGGCGUGUUCUCGGGGAACAGAGAAGGGAUGGGCUAACUGAGUUUUGUUCCCCAAUAUAUCAACGAUGGGACGUCACCCAGAAAUCUUUGAACCAUUUUUAAACUAGAAAACAUUUGGUAGGAAAUUCGUAAAUGUGUUGGUUCUUUAAAAUUUUAAUUUAUAAUGGUCAACAAGAAAUAAUCUCAGUGACGCUGAGAGGUGCACAUUUAGUCCCAGAGGUCUGAUCAUCUUGACUUCUGUAAAACCUUCCAGCCAUGAGAUGCAGCACGAAGUGAAGCUCAUCAGCAACAUUCAGGUGUCAGCGGGCCGGUUUCACACCGCUUUUAUCUUUUCAUCUGUCUGGUUUGGUCACAGUCAGCUGGUCCAGGUCACGUCCUGGUCCUGGCAGCAGCCAAUGAGAGCUCAGAGCAGACGGGAAGCAGCCGCUCGCGUCUGUGCGUGGUUCGGCGGUCGGACCGCCAGAGGGCCACGUGGGAGAUCGUUUCUGCUUCACACCAACGGGGGGAACCAGGUUUAUCUAUGUUUGUUGAAGCCGCUCUACGUAGGAAUACCACUACUGACCGAAAGAAGGUUCACGAGUCAGCCCGGCGUAAGACACCCAAGUGCACUUCAAGUGGGAGAAAGUGGCAUCAGCAGACGUGCCGGACCGUCCCCACUCAGCGCAGUAUUAGAAUCGGCUGUUUCUCAACGAGCGUUAAUCAUGUGCUCAGAGGUGGUUUUGAUACGUAGGAUCUUUAAAACUCGGAUCCUCUUCCAAACCCUAUCAGGCUCUAGCUGCUGCUCUAGAUUAUACAGGAUACUCUGGACAAUAAAUCCCAGCAUGCACUUCAGUCAGCUAGUGGCGACGGUGGGCGGCAGUUGGCUACCUCCAGACACGACAUGACCUGAGAUUCUUUCAUUCACGCCGUCUACAACGCGAUCGCACCUCGUCUGUCUCAGAGGCAAGUUUGUGUUGGUUGUUCAAACAAAAUAACAGAAGGAAUGAUGUGACUUUAGUCUCAAAAAAACAGAUGGUUAAAGGAGAAUGGACCACCGGUGAAACCAGGGACAUAUCGUGCUCAUAAGUGACGGACAAAUGGCUGGUUGGUGCCGAGGCUGACCUUCCUAUCUGCAGCUGGAAUGUCGUACUCAUGACGUUCCUCAGACCUCGUACCGUAAAAGUGAGGCUGCAUCGACUCCGGUCCACUCCGGCUCCAAAGCACAGUUUCACAACCAAACCAGCCUCCGUCCUUCUUAGCAUAUCACAUCGCUCUUUGACUGAACGUUAGCGAGCAGAAAUGACCUGAAACUCUGCUGGAGGUUAGCUGCUCAUGAGGCGUUCCUGCACGUGCCGGCGGUUUGGUCACCUGCUGGUCGCCGUUUCUUCUCCGCAGCGUCAUUUACGGCAUCUCUGUCUGUGUAGUAACUUCCUGCGAUGGUCAGACGGUGGGGGCUGGGCACGGCAGGGAAGGACGCGUAGUGACAGAAGCGUGGAAGUGCACUGGUGCACGUGCAUCAUCGGUUUAGCCUGUCCGCAUUAGACCGCAUUUAGAAACUGACGCUGGGUCUGCAGCGACCGGGAUCGCGACCGGCUUCAGUCGUUCCACAAACACGAGACUGAGUAAGAAGGAGAUUCGCAAUGUAUCCCAGAGUAGUCGUCAAGGUCUCAAAUAAUAGGAGGUCCGACCCACGAGGCCGUCCCCCUAGAAGACUGAACCCCCAACAAUGUUAGAUAAACUCUAAAUCCUUGUAAAAGACCAAAACCAAACUUGCAUGAGAAGCUCAAGGAGACUUCAUCUCAAGUCAGAGUUUCCUCAGCUGGGAACCUUUUGAGACCCACCAGCCUCGUAGAGCAUGUUGGAACAGGUCAGACCAGGUCAGACCAGGUCAGAGCUGGUCAGAGCUGGUCAGAGCUGGUCAGAGCUGGUCUUCUCAGAUACGCCUGAUAGCAGCCGUUGGUGUUCUGGGUCCUGAAGGUGUGAAGCGGGGACGGUCUCCUGUACUGGCAGCUGAGGGCAGGGACCUGAUGAACUGAGGGCAUCUUAGGUGCGUCUUUGGCCUUAAUCCAGUGUGUGAACCCGAGUGUUGACUUGAAGAAGGGCAGCGUUAAGUACACAUCAUGAAAUGUAUUUAAACGUGCAAUAAAGUAGUGAAAGUACCAACAUUGUGCUGAAACAAGGGUCGGAGCAGUUCUCGUGGAAGACGGUCUUGUAGAAAUCUGUGAUCCUACUUGUUCAAGCUGUAACUGCAGAACGGGUCAAACGGUUCACGGUCGUCCUGGUUGUGGAGCUAAAAACGAGCUUUUGCUUGAUCCUGGCGACAAACGUCAUCCCGUCUGCAAAGUCUGGGAACAGACGUCCGGGUCUGAACGUGAGCCGGCGAUGGCGUAUCGCUCGGUUCCCAGGUCACUUCAGCGCUCCGGGCUUUGGUCCGUCAGUCCUGCAGGUAUUCGUGUCGUUUCUGAGACCGUCAGCGGGAAGAUGUCCAGUAUUUUGAGCUCCUCCACUGUUGGGGAGAUUAAAUAACUGCAGGGUUCUCAUUUAGACAAAGAUCCCAAAAACUGAAGCAAAGUCCACGUAACACUGUGGAUUUAUUCAGAAUGAAGCGUCGGCCCGGGUUUGACCCGAUGACAGAUUAAAGUUUUGGUCCUGAAUGCGUUUCCUGCCGCUGUUUCUGGCAGGAUGAACGCGCGGCGGCAGCCUGUCGGUUUGGAUCCAUUUGUACAUCACUGAUUGAGUUGGUUUCAUGUGUUUUAUUAGAACAUGCUCGUGUAUGAUACUAAUUAAAUGCUCUGGAGAAACAA